AUGGGAGAGCAGCACGGCGCGAAUUGCGGCGUCGCGAAAGUCCCGGACCGGGGUGGGCAGGGUGUGGCGAUGUCAGGUCGAUUGACUUCUCAGCUGGGUGAGGAGUCCAGGAGAGAGAAGGGUGUCGCUGAGUCUCGGUAUUCUCAUGGGAGAACUUGGAAUACCAAGAAUCUUGGGUUAAGAUCGCUUUCCGAUGUCGUUGCUGCGGCCACUGCGGGUGUACUUGUUGCGCCUGUUGUAACGACGAUCGAUAAAGCUAUUAUCGAGAAUACUUCCGGGAGAAAUACCAUGAGAGAAAGCAUCCGCUCUUCCCUCCAGACUCUUCUCCUCCGCCCUCACCACUUCCUCUCCUCCCGUCCAUUCCGUCUCAUCUUCACCCUCUACUCCGGCACCUACCUCACCGCCAACUGGCUCGACACCGCCUCCUCUACCCUCCACUCCACCCCCGCCCCCACCACCACGCACGGCGCCCCCAAGUUCCUCGCCACCUCCGCCGCCAAUCUCUCCCUCUGCCUCUACAAAGACGCCCAGUUCACCCAGCUCUUCGCCUCCCUCCACUCUGCGCCCCGCCCCGUCCCGCUCCCCUCUUUCGCCCUUUUCUCCCUCCGCGACUGCCUCACCAUCUUCGCCUCCUUCAACCUCCCCCCGCUCAUCGCGCCGCAUCUCCCGAUGCAUCUUGCCCCCGCGUUAGAGGAGCGUGUGAGCCGGACCAGCAUGGCGCAGUUUCUGGCGCCCGCUGGCAUCCAGGUGUUUAGUACCCCGUUGCAUUUGCUGGGUCUAGAUCAUUAUAAUCGGCCGCACGCGUCGUGGCGGGAGCGGCUCGGGAAGGUGGGUAAGGAAUGGGGGGUGAGUUGCCUCGCGCGCAUGUGUCGCAUUGUUCCAGCGUUUGGUGUUGGGGGCGUGGUGAAUUCGGGCGUUCGGCGGCAUUGGAUGGAGAAAUGGGAGUAG
Molecule: messenger RNA, 948 nt
Organism: Eremomyces bilateralis CBS 781.70
Lineage: Eukaryota; Fungi; Ascomycota; Dothideomycetes; Eremomycetales; Eremomycetaceae
Exons: 3
Coding region: 1-948 (315 amino acids)
Cellular component (GO): mitochondrion
Source: RefSeq, a predicted model, not a curated record